AUGGUGUCCACAAGGCCCGCCCUCGCCACAACCGCCAAGCCGUUUCGCCCCGCCCGGCUCCCCCGGAGGGACGCGCACUAUAGUCUCGCGAGAUCGCCGCUGGUCGCGAGAAUGGUCGUCUCGCGAUACUGCCCCGCGCUCUCGGUCCCGAUCUCGCGGUCUUUGGGCGGUCGGAAGACUGGGAUGUCCCUCAUUCUCCCUGUAUUGGAGGCCAGCCAGCGCUUGGUGGACGAUGCUGUCUACGACACCAGGAAGAGGAACCUCAACAAGAGAGAAGUUGCCACCCCAGCUGAGCUUCUGUCUUUUUCUAAGCUCACUGAGCCAAGCAGCAGAGCUAUUUCACGAGCAGCAGAGAUAAUGGAGACUUCCCUGCAAGCCUUGAGGCUGGAGCAGUCACAGCAUCCCAUGGAUGCCGUCCCAGAAGACCUGCUGAGCGUGGUGGCAAACCUGUCCGGAUGCCUGCCUCACAUGCUGCCACCAAAAUGUCCCGACUCUUGCCUGGCAAACAAGUACAGACUCAUCACGGGAGCUUGCAACAACAGGGACCAUCCCCGAUGGGGGGCCGCCAACACAGCCCUGGCAAGAUGGCUCCCUCCAGUCUAUGAAGAUGGCUUCAGUCAGCCCCGAGGCUGGAACCCCGGCUUCUUACACCAUGGGUUUCCACUGCCCCCGGUUCGGGAGGUGACAAGGCAAGUUAUCCAAGUUUCAAAUGAGGCAGUGACAGAAGAUGACCAGUAUUCUGAUUUCCUGACUGUGUGGGGACAAUACAUCGAUCACGACAUUGCACUCACACCUCAGAGCACCAGCUCCACUGCCUCCUGGGGAGGAGCUAAUUGCCAGCUGACCUGCGAGAGCCGAGGCCCCUGCUUCCCCAUACAGCUUUCUUUUAAUACUUCGCUGGCCGCUGGCACCGCAUGCUUACCCUUCUACCGCUCGUCCGCUGCCUGUGGCACCGGGGAACAGGGUGCUCUCUUCGGCAACCUGUCCAUGGCCAACCCGCGGCAGCAGAUGAACGCCUUGACGUCCUUCCUUGAUGCGUCUACCGUGUAUGGCAGCUCCCCAAGCGCAGAGAAGCAGCUGCGCAAUUGGACCAGCGCCAUGGGGCUUCUCCGGGUCAACACGCGCCACCAGGACGCAGGCCGCGCCUACCUGCCCUUCGUGCCGCAGCGUACACCCGCCGCCUGCGCGCCCGCACCUGGCGCCUCCCGAGCUGCCCGCGCCCCCUGCUUCCUGGCAGGCGAUGGCCGUGCCAGCGAGGUCCCUGCCCUGGCGGCCCUGCACACGCUGUGGCUGCGGGAGCACAACCGCCUGGCCGUGGAGCUCAAGGCCCUGAACGCGCACUGGAGCGCAGAUACUGUCUACCAGGAGGCGCGCAAGGUGGUGGGCGCUCUACACCAGAUCAUCACCUUGCGGGAUUACGUCCCCAGGAUUCUGGGUCCUGAGGCCUUCAGGCAGUACGUAGGCCCCUAUGAAGGCUAUGACCCCACCAUGAACCCCACUGUGUCCAACAUCUUCUCCACGGCUGCCUUUCGCUUCGGCCACGCUGCAGUUCACCCACUGGUGAGGCGACUGGAUGCAGGCUUCCAGGAGCAGGCCAGCCUGCCCAGGCUGCCUCUUCGGGAUGCCUUCUUCAGCCCCUGGAGGCUCAUCCAGGAAGGUGGCUUGGACCCGAUAGUGAGAGGCCUUCUUGCACGACCAGCCAAGCUGCAGGUGCAGGACCAGCUGAUGAAUGAGGACCUGACUGAAAGGCUCUUUGUGCUGGCGCAGCCGGGCGCCCUGGAUCUGGCGUCACUGAACCUGCAGAGGGGCCGUGACCAUGGCCUGCCAGGGUACAACAGAUGGAGAGAGUUCUGUGGCUUGCCUCAGCUAGAGACCGCAGCCGACCUGAGCAGGGCCAUUGCCAACAGGAGCGUGGUCCGCAAGCUAAUGGACUUGUACAAGCAUCCAGACAACAUCGACGUCUGGCUGGGUGGCUUAGUGGAGGACUUCUUGCCCAGGGCCCGAACGGGUCCCCUUUUUGCUUGCAUCAUUGGGAGGCAGAUGAAGGCGCUGAGAGAUGGGGACAGGUUCUGGUGGGAGAACAGUGCGGUCUUCACCGAGGCUCAGAGGCGGGAGCUGGGCAAGCACUCACUGCCCCGGGUGCUCUGUGACAACACUGGCCUCACCAGCGUGCCCGUGGACGCCUUCCGCACCGGGACAUUCCCUCAGGACUUUGUCCCCUGCUCGAGCAUCCCCCGCCUGGACCUGGAGGCGUGGAAGGAGACCCUUCCCCAAGAUGUGGACGAGUGUGCAGACCUCACGCGCCCGCCCUGCCACGCCUCUGCCCAGUGCAGGAACACCAAGGGCAGCUUCCUGUGUGUGUGCACCGACCCCUACGUGCUGGGCGAGGACCAGCGGACCUGCGUGGACUCUGGCAGGCUUCCACGGGCGUCCUGGGUCUCCAUGGCACUGGGCGCACUGCUCAUCGCCGGCUUGGCAGCCCUCACCUGGACCCUGAUCUGCAGGUGGUCCCAUUCAGACGCAAAGUCCACACUGCCCAUCACUGAGAGAGAUGCAGAAGGACGCGGAAAAUGUCGGGAAGUGGGGACGGCCCAGCGCCGGGCUGCAGCUCGGGACUCAGAGCAGGAGCCGGCCUCUGGGUCCCAGAUCCCACUCUGUGAGUAG
This is a messenger RNA of Marmota flaviventris (yellow-bellied marmot), 2664 nucleotides long. The record is from RefSeq and is a predicted model, not a curated record. NCBI's taxonomy places the organism in Eukaryota, Metazoa, Chordata, Mammalia, Rodentia, Sciuridae.